Messenger RNA from Armigeres subalbatus, 1496 nucleotides. Its product is annotated as ras-like protein family member 11B. The coding region runs from base 611 to 1213 and encodes 200 amino acids. Gene Ontology annotation, molecular function: GTPase activity; GTP binding. NCBI's taxonomy places the organism in Eukaryota, Metazoa, Arthropoda, Insecta, Diptera, Culicidae. The transcript has 3 exons. The record is from RefSeq and is a predicted model, not a curated record.
AUGAUAUACGAAUGCAAAAAUGGUACCUUGGCUUAGAAACCUCGCAGUUAAUAACUGUGGAAGUGCUUAAUGAACACUAAGCUGCGAGGCGGCUCUGUCCCAGUGUGGGGAUGUAAUGCCAAUAAGAAGAAGAAGAAGAAGAAGGAGUUGAUAGAGAUUAACUUCAUUUUAUCCUCUCCAACCAUUUCUGAUAUAUUUGUUUAUUACUUAAUUUCUCUGAAUUUCUGACAUAUUGAAAAUGUACCCAACAGCUUUAAAGACAUCUGGUCCGUGAUUCGGGAAGCUUAAUAGCUUGAUCCGCUGUCACAACCAGCGCUUCUCAUCCCACAAGAACGCACCGUUGUUGCUCUUCCAAUGAAUUCCAUUUGCCGACCGGCAGACAGUUUGAUCAAUUAUUCAUCACAAUAGCGAUUGUAACCGCAAGCAAGCAUGAUUGUGAAUUUUUCUUCCUCGUUGUCGGAUCGGCGGCGUGCCGCUGACCAAUGCGCGAACAUCGCGUCCUCCCCAUCCAUCACAGCCACGCAUAAGCCCACCUGAAUAAUUAAACGGAAUUAUUACUACUCGUUGUUCUCCUCCGUUAUUCAUUUCAGAUGUCAUAUUUUUUGUUUCAAUGCAUUAUUUGAUAUUUUUUCAUUUCCCUUUGAUUUCCACAGCGUUAACGGUUCGUUUCCUCACCAAGCGGUACAUUGGCGAAUAUGACCAUCAAGCAGAAAAUAGACACAAAUAUGAAAUCAUGGUCGAUGGAGAGGCGGUGCUGUGCGAAAUUUGGGAUACAUGUCCGAAGAUCGAAGGAAACAACGAAGCCACCCUGACGGCCGGUUCCGAUGCCGUCCAGUGGGCGGACGGCCUGCUGCUGGUGUACUCCAUUACGGAUCGCGAUUCGUUCAACUACAUCCGCAAAGCCAAGGAGGAGCUACCGUGCGACACGACCCCGGUGGCCCUGGUCGGCAACAAGGUGGACAUGGUCCACCUGCGGCAGGUCAGCACCGAUGAAGGCGAAAUCCUUGCCAAGGACUUCGAGUGCAAGUUUUGCGAAAUUUCCGCCGCCGAGCACGUGCUGCAGGUGGCCGACGCAUUCCACGACCUCUGCCGGGAGGUGAUAGCGGCCAAGCGCAAGUCGAAGCAGAGUUUCAUCGAGAAGAUCGACCGGAUGCUGAGCGGGUCACGGACCUACAACCGGGGCAAGAGUGAUAGCAUUUCGCCGAAGGACUAGAUGGGUGGACUGCGGCGGGCGAGAUCUUGGAAAGAACAGAAUGGAAACGUGAUGUUGUAUUAUUAGCUAAUUCAUUAGUUCAUAUAGGGCUGGACUCCUGUCAACGGUAUUAAUCGUUCAUAAUAUUUCUCGCUAAUUGUUGAUUCACGUUGCAGAUGGGUGGGGGAAUAGUUUCUAUUUACCAAUGCCAUAAGAGAGUUGAAUGUUUGCCAUUUAGAAUAAAUUUAUUUAAAUACAUACAAGUGCCUUGAUGAAUAAAAAAUAGUGAAUGAAGUGGCCGAUG